AUGAACGGCAGCGCGACGACGGUGAACGGCGGCGCCGUCAACGGGGCCAGCGGCGCCCUGAACGGGAUCGGGUCCGCGCCGCGCACGGCCACCCUGGGCACGCCGGGCGGCUACGCGUACACGUCCAGCGGCUCGCUGCUCGGCAGGGGCGCGGCGAGGCCCGUGCCACCGCCGACGUUGCCGAAGUACAGCGGCUCGUUCAGCGCCGGCAGCGCCAGCUCGACCGGACUCCGCGAGCGCGACAGGGAGGGCGCCGGCGGCUCGCACCGCCUGGCCAGCCUCGAGCGGCUGGCCUUGAGGCAGCGCAUCAUCGAGCAGAGCUCCAACAAUCAGGUGUCGGCCACGACCGCCCCCAACACCGCGCCGGCGAAUAGCGGGCCCACCGCGGCCACGGUCACCCUUACCGACACCGCCACGGUGAGUCCGCGCACCCCUCCGACAGUUCCCCCAAUCGCUAAGGCAGCGCACCCCACGAAGGGAAGUUUUGUUAUUUUAAUACAGCCCUCU
Iphiclides podalirius (scarce swallowtail) is the source of this 507-nucleotide messenger RNA. The record is from the annotation of a GenBank genome assembly. NCBI's taxonomy places the organism in Eukaryota, Metazoa, Arthropoda, Insecta, Lepidoptera, Papilionidae.